CAACACUACACGCUGAUAAAGGAUAAAUAGGAAAGGAGAAAGAAAUCAGAGCAGAUGCAAGUGUCAAAUUUGCCAAGAAAUUUUUCAUUUUAUUUGUCAGUUGAUUAACAAUUUGUAACGCCAUGAAUUCGAGUGUAAUUUAUACGAAUGUGCCCACGCCGAGUUGCUCGCAAGCACCGAUAUCGGUUGCAACUCCCGAUGGCGGCAUUCUUUAUACCGGCUUCAAAUGCAUCAAUUACAUUGCGGCAGCUGCUGACAAGAAAGUGACGGAGAAGGAGAAGGAAAAUGCUGUGGAAGUGAAAACAAUGUCAACGCGCAUUACAGUGAGCAGUCUCGAUGUGAGUCCACUGUGGGCACAGGACAACAAACAAUUUGCCAUUGUUGCCGAGGAUUUGAGUGUGCAAGUUUGGGAUUGCGCGGCGGGAGAAGCCAUCAUGGGACACAAGGCGCAUCAACAUCAGCGGGAGGCGAGAGAUGUGCGCAUGUUACCAUUGAUAAAUGUGCUCAUGGGUUACAUCUGCAAUGGCAACAUAAUCUCAAUGGAUGCCAGUGAUUUGGUUAUUUACUGUGUCACCUCCAACACUUAUUGCCGUCGUCCCUCGUUUAUCUCCCCCAGGAAUCAUCAGUUGACUGUGCUGCGCUGUUCACCGUACCAGGAGCAUCUGUUUGCUUUGGGCACAAGCGCGGGAUUUGUUAUGGUUUGUGAUAUGCGUAAAAUGUGCAUUGUUCACAAGUUUACGUGUCAACAAGCGAGUAUUUCUGGACUCGCCUGGCGGGAAAUGUCCAAUGUUCAGCCAGUUACCACAACUGAUCAAUGGCGCAGCGAACUGAAGCCAAAUCCUCCAGAGAAAUCAGCUCAAAUGAAGUCAAACUCUUGUGAUGACUUCGUGGGUCUGGAGAAACCAACUGAAAUGGAGUUUAAGGAGGGGAAUUCCUCGAAAACCAAGCCAAACAAAGCUCCUUUAUGCAAAUCCCAGGCAGCUGACAACGAUGACAUCUUUGACAUCUACAAUACGGAUCAUCUGGAGUGCGAAUUUGGUGCUCCAGUCCGUCAGUCAAUCAAAAAGUCCAGCAACUAUGUGGAGGAUUUUGUAGGACUUGAAAAACCCGCAGAUAAUGUUAAACUGGACUUUAUGGAAGCCUGCAAAAGCAUGAAGGAGGAUUUAAAAGCACUCAAUUCCGCAGAGCAAGAGUUACCCAAAGUGGAGGUCACGCUGGAGGAUUGUCUGGAGACGGGAAUCCAAGGUCCUCGCAGCGAUAGCAGCAAUCAAUCCCAGCGAGCCGGAGAGAAACGGAACAGCACCUCCAGUGAGGGCAGCCUGGAGGUCAUACAGUUCAGUUCGUCCAGCGAUGAUGCCGUCAUUGUGGACGGUGAAGCUGCCAAGCCCAAACGUGAAGUACUGCAUCACAUUUAUCAUCAGGCCGAGGUGCACGAUGCACCCGAGUCCUUGACGCUGUCGAAGCCACCACCAGGUGACAAACUCGCUGUCAAGGCAGCCAGUGUAGAUACCUUAAGCAUCUGUUCCACGGCAUCCACAUCCCGGCCGGACAUUCUGUUGGUCUCUCUCAACGAUAACGAUGUCAUCAUGAUCUUUAACACGCUGACGGGCGCACAGUGUGGCAAGACGUACAACAAAGGCAAUGCAACAGGCAGAUCCAAAGAUGUUCAUUGGCUAAAUGAUAAUACUGUUGUGUGCUUGAGUCGGCAACAACUCGUCUAUUGGUCCGUGGACUUUGAUCCGAAGACGCGUCGUUAUAAGCUGCAAAAGAGUCUAGGAUAUAAGAACACGCCACAGGACAUUGUUACAUUCGCACCAAGUGCUGACAAUAAACUCUGGCUGUGCAUGAGGAAUCGUCGUGUUGGCACCUUAGAUUCCAAGACUGGACAACUAACUGCUAUAUACGGUUGUCUGUCCUUUGGCAUACGUGCUAUUGCCGAGUGUCCGGACGAUAUGAACAAGAUUGCCCUGGGCUGUUCGGAUAAACGCUUGGCUAUAUUCGACAUAUCGCAGCUGUCGGCACAUUUCAUUCCCAUUGAAGUAGUGCACGUGAAUAGUUCAAUUUACACUUUAGCCUGGAGUCCGGAUUGUUUGCAGCUCGCCUUUGGCUGCUACGAUGGCAUGGUGGGCAUUCUUGACGUGGAGAGCAUGAGAGUGAGAACAACAUUUCGGCAUGUUUACAAGAAGGAAGUGUAUUCGUUGAUGUGGCAGGAUAAAUACAUUUAUUUCAUUGCCAAUCAUUUGCUGGGCGUCUACAAUGUGCAGUCGAAGAAAGGCAAGUCUACCAAAGGAUUCAGCUCACAUAUGUUGACGUGUAUUGAGCGUGCAAGUAGCUUGUGCUUAUACGAGAACUUCCUCAUUGUCGGCACGGAUGAUGGCUUCCUGCAGCUGUACGAACGUAAUCCUGGCCAGCAAGAGUUGACCUACACAUCGUGUGUGCGUCAGACGUCGCUGUUGUCACGCUAUGUGACGGAUAUUGUCUUUAAUCCUCUCAAGCGGCAUCAGUUUGCUGUUGUGGGUCAUGACAAGCAGCUGCAAAUAAUGGAAUUUCAACCGGAACAACGUGGAUGGACCAAGUUGGUGACUUUAAUGGCCAGUGAUGCAAAGGCAUCGAUAGCAUCGGUCAAAUGGAGCAAUCUCCAAUCGCAUUUGUUGCUCAGCUUUCACAUUGAGGGCAAGGUGUGUCUGUGGAACAUCCAGGAACCGGAGAAGCCCCCCUUGACCAUCAGCUAUCACUGUCCCAUGUGGUGUGGCAUGUUUCUGCCCUCCAAUGAGAACAUUAUCAUGUGCUGCGGCAAAGCGGUAUCCCUGGAACAGAUCAGCAUUAAGGAGGCAUUGUCCAAAGGCGACAAGCACAUCAGUUCCAAGUCUGAUGCAUUGCUCAAUGUGAAAUGGGCCAACAAAUCCUUGACCCAACCCAUUGGAGGUGCAUUAAAUGCAGCUCAGAAGAAGCGACAACGUCGUGACAGACGCAAAGUCGAAGCACAACCUCCGACUGCUUCUCCAGAGCAGACGAAGAACACUGAGGAACAGCCACCAAUUGAGAAGAUGCUGGAUGCACUUACUCUGGACACCAAGAAAGCAACUCCCCUUGAGUGCAGCAAGUGCAAGGAGCUCAAACCGGAUAACUUCUUGGGCCAUAGCCGCAGUUGCCUCUGCCUUACCCAAAAGGAGCUCAACAAGCACGCGCUGGAAAAACUGGCCAUUGUGCUCACCGAGGAUGCAGCCAAAAUAGACAAGGACGUGCUCAUGUCCAAGCUCUUUAGCACCAAAGUCAUGGCCAAGGACUUGAUUGCCACCGAAUUAACAAAUCUGAAGCAUUCCAACAACAAGGACAUUGCCCCACUGUGUCUGUCUGUUGCCACAUUUAAAGUGCACGACGAGCUGAAACAACAUAUCGAAAACAAAACGCUCACCGAAUGGCACAUCUCUUUAGCGCCCACUGUCUCCUAUGUUUUUUGGCAGAAAUGCUGCAAGGCCUAUGCCUCGCAAAUGGAGGAGCAGGGUUUUAUUCUACAUGCUGCCACAUAUCUCUCAGCGAUUGAUAUGCAAACGGAUGCCAUCAAUUUGCUGCUUAAACAUGAAUACUUCAGGGAGGCAUUGGCCAAUGCCAGGAUCCAUCUGCCAGCCACGGAUCCCAUGAUCAAAAUCAUUAUCAACAAAUGGCUGGAACAACUCGAGAAAACUGGAAACUUUGCUGCAGCCGCUUUGAUCUGCGUGCUGGAUAAUGAGAUGCUGCGCGGCCUUACGUAUUUGCGCAAAUUCCGCAAUUGCACGCCGGAAAUAGCCGAUCUCAUGGAGCAGAUCAAGCGCAUUGGACAACUGGGUUCGCUGUUCGAUGAUGGUUGCCUGGACAGAGCAGAGAAUGGUUCAGCCGCAAAGGAAUUCGAAAACGAGUAACCGCCAAUUGUCCAAAAGAAAACCCUUUUCCCAUGGCCAAACAACCAACGGGCUGUACUUAGUUUUAGUUUAGAUAUAAUCACAAACAAAAUGAGCUUCUUAAGUUGUUUUUAUGAGAAAACUUGUAUCAAUUAAUAAUUAAUAGAUGUGAUUUAAGCCAGGCAGCUAACCCAAAACAUUGUUAACAAUACAAAAGUAAAAGAAGUAACAUUUAAUGAUUUAAUGUGUCACUUAACUUGAAAACAGACAAAAGUUGCUUAAGCUCAACAUAUUGUUUGAUGCACAAUAAUUUAUGAUUUCAAAUUAAUUUUAAUACCGUUUCAACUUUCGAUUUAAAAAUUGAUGAAAAAAAAACAAAAACGUUACAAGAAUUUAUACGAGUUACAAUACAAAUAAAUGUCCAAGGCAAGAUUUUUAGUUAGUAAAGAUGCGUAGAAAGCAAAUAAAAGAUACAUAAUGAAGAAGAACAAGAAACCACA
Molecule: messenger RNA, 4378 nt
Organism: Drosophila innubila
Lineage: Eukaryota; Metazoa; Arthropoda; Insecta; Diptera; Drosophilidae
Product: protein rigor mortis
Exons: 9
Coding region: 123-3899 (1258 amino acids)
Molecular function (GO): protein binding
Source: RefSeq, a predicted model, not a curated record